Mirounga angustirostris (Northern elephant seal) is the source of this 2874-nucleotide messenger RNA. RefSeq names its product adiponectin, C1Q and collagen domain containing (gene ADIPOQ). The transcript has 5 exons. The record is from RefSeq and is a predicted model, not a curated record. Lineage: Eukaryota; Metazoa; Chordata; Mammalia; Carnivora; Phocidae. Bases 258 to 992 code for a protein of 244 amino acids. Gene Ontology annotation, molecular function: protein binding.
GACUGCCUGCCCCCUUGAGUACCAGGCUGCAGAGGCUGGAUCAUCUCAUUUCCAUCCUGACUGCAGUUUGUGGGUCUGAUUCUACACCUGAGGUGGCACCUCUGCACUGACCUUCAGCUGUUAUCCGUUGCUGAUCUUUCCACCCAGAACUAGCCAAGCCCUAUGCUGUGUCUCAUUUCCAGCCCCUGUUGACUUCACCCUCCUGAGCCAUUGAAAUCCAGUAGAGGGCGACAAAGGUACACGUAGAUGGGCUCAGGAUGCUGUUGCUACGAGCUGUUCUACUGCUACUAGUCCUGCCCACUCAUGGCCAGGACUCCGUGACAGAAGAGCCUGGAGGCCUGCUUCCUCUGGCCAAGGGGGCCUGCACAGGUUGGUUGGCAGGCAUCCCAGGGCAUCCUGGCCACAAUGGGACCCCAGGCCGUGACGGCAGAGAUGGAACCCCUGGCGAAAAGGGUGAGAAAGGAGAUCCAGGUCUUGUUGGUCCUAAGGGUGACACUGGUGAAACCGGAGUAACUGGGGUUGAAGGUCCCCGAGGCUUUCCAGGAAUCCCGGGCAGGAAAGGAGAACCUGGAGAAAGUGCCUAUGUACAUCGGUCAGCAUUCAGUGUGGGAUUGGAGAGCCGGGUCACUGUCCCCAAUGUUCCCAUUCGCUUUACCAAAAUCUUCUACAAUCUGCAAAACCACUAUGAUGGCACCACUGGAAAAUUCCACUGCAACAUUCCUGGGCUGUACUACUUCUCCUACCACAUUACAGUCUACUUGAAGGAUGUCAAGGUCAGCCUCUACAAGAAGGACAAAGCUAUACUCUUCACCUAUGACCAGUACCAGGAGAAGAAUGUGGACCAGGCCUCUGGCUCUGUGCUCCUCCAUCUCGAAGUGGGCGACCAAGUCUGGCUCCAGGUGUAUGGGGAUGGGAACUCUUAUGGGCUCUACGCAGAUAAUGUCCAUGACUCUACCUUUACAGGCUUCCUUCUCUACCAUGAUACCAACUGAUCACAACUAACUUAGAGACUCCUCCAGCCCAAACAACCCAAAAGUGAAAGAACAGUCCAUGGGUUUUCAGUGGAGUUAAGAGAUUAAUUUUGUUAUCCAGUUGGAGGGCUCUGAACAUUAUUCAUUCAUUUACUCAUUCAUUCAUCAAGUACCUUUUCAAAAAAAUCAUAUACUAUGUUCCUUGUCCUGAAGAAGACAUGGUCCCUGGCCUCAAGAGUUUGUUAUGUAGUAGCAAUGAAAGGUUAAUAAUAUUUCUGGGGGUGAUUCACAUAUAUGGUGAGAUAUCAAACUACCAGAAAGUAUUUGACAGUGCUAUUCUGUGUCCACUGUUUUUCCUCAUGUUCAUGCCAAUCCUGGGAGGUACAUAGGAAAGAUAUUAUUCUCCUCAUUUUAUGCUUGGGUCCUGAGCCUGAGAGAGUUAAAUGAAUGCCUAAGCUCACACGGGUAUUAAGUGGCAGAGUUCGAAGGCAAACCCAGGUCUGUAGACCUUCUCCCCUAGGCCCUGCCCUUUGUUUAGGAGUACAUGGCCUCUUGUGAGUGUUGGUAGGGGUCUAUCACCCAGCUCACCUGAGGGCCUCUGAGUGGUCUUCAUGGUGAGUUAAGCCUUUCCCCUGUAGAGGUCCCUCAGAGGUGAUUCUAUGACUAGGUCCCAUCCCUGCUGGACCACUAAUUACUCUGUACUUCUUCUCUGUCUUUCUUUAUGCUCUUCUCUCCAGCUCAAAAAGCUACCUUCACCUCCACAUGGUGAAAUCCUCCCUGUUCCUCAAAACCACCUAGUCAGGAAGCUUCUCUGAUGUGAUAGCUCUCUCUUGCAAACCUUCCUCACACACUCUUCCCCUGUGCCCCUCUAUGUAUUACUCUGGAUGAGAAUCCUGGGUAUGAAAGACAUCCUUCUCCCAGGCCAGAGACAACUGCCUGGAAAGGACUGUGCUUCCUUCACCUCUGAGUCCCUUUGCAGGUCCUUGAUAAAUGCCUCAUGAAGACCAGUCUCCUGAAUCUCAUCUCUACCCAGGAUUAACUCCAGUUCAGUCUCUUCAUAUAACUAAUCCUUAUCUACAGAAACAUUUUCAUUUUAGGAACUCUCUGAAUUUAAGCACCUAAUCCUUGUUACACUGGAUAGUUUGAAUCUUUUCCACUGAGGUUUGGGAUGACUGUUCUUUCCAGAAUACUUAAAGAAUUUUCCCUGAAGAAGGUAGCUUGAGCCUGCUAUGCAAAACCUACAAAGGAAUUUGGAAACCAUUCUUUCCUUGAGUACCGACAGGGUCUGGAAAGACCUGGGCCUUCUGAAUCUAUCCUUGUUCUUUAAGAAUUAAAAGAAGAAGAAGAAGAGGAAGAGGAAGAGGAGGAAGAAGAAGAAGAAGAAGAAGAAGAAGAAGAAGAAGAAGAAGAAGAAGAAGAAGAAGAAGAAGAAGAAGAAGAAGAAGAAGAAGAAGGAGAAGAAGAAGGAGAAAAAUACUAUCUGAGAUGAUGGAUAUAUGAACUAGCUUGAUUGCGGUGAUUAUUUCACCAUGUUUAUCUACAGCAAACCAGCACAUUGUACAUGUAAAUAUAUACAAUUUUUAGUUGUCAAACAUUUCUAACAAAAAAUAAAGAAGUAUAGGUGGUUGAUGAUGGUAAAUAUCCUCCCAGGAGACAAUAGCUUGAGUAACGCUUUUCAAAGUUUUUAGCAAAAGCAGAAUUAAUAGCAUUCUGUAUAAACAGAAAUGGGAAACUUUUUUCCUUUGCUCUCAGUUUUAAAUUCUGAAUUAUUCCCUUUUGUGUAUUGCUCAUCAUUAAGUGAUUAUUAUUUCUACAUACUAAGCUUCGUCUUUUACAGUGUUUGCACAUCAUCAUUUUCUACAAGUAAAGAUAUUGUUCAGCAUUAAAAGUAGAAGCACUUGAA